This is a messenger RNA of Chionomys nivalis (European snow vole), 3812 nucleotides long. RefSeq names its product zinc finger protein 14-like. Gene Ontology annotation, molecular function: RNA polymerase II cis-regulatory region sequence-specific DNA binding; DNA-binding transcription factor activity. The record is from RefSeq and is a predicted model, not a curated record. Lineage: Eukaryota; Metazoa; Chordata; Mammalia; Rodentia; Cricetidae. The transcript is spliced from 4 exons. Gene Ontology annotation, biological process: regulation of transcription by RNA polymerase II. The coding region runs from base 77 to 1678 and encodes 533 amino acids.
CCGGGUAGCCGAAGGGAGGAGAGUUGUUCCUGGGCUUCCGUCCUGGUUGCCGGCUCCUUAGGUGGGGAACACCUGGAUGCAUCCGAAGCAGGACAUGGAGCCAGUGACCUUUGAGGAUGUGGCUGUGAACUUCACUCUAGGAGAGUGGACUAUGUUGGAUUCUAAUCAAAAGAAGCUCUACAGAGAUGUGAUGAAGGAAACCUUUAUGAACCUGCUCUCCAUAGGGAAAACAGAAGAAGAAGGUAUUGAAGAGGAGUACCAGAAGUACAAGGGAAACCUGAGAACCCUGGUGGUUGAGAGGCUCAGUAAAUAUGAUCACGGUAGUCAGAAUGGAGAAACCCACCGACAGAGCCCAGAGCAUGUUGUGAAUGAGAAAAUGCCUCCUGCAAUAACUGGCUGUGAAAGAGACUUCAGUGCUCAUUUUCCCUCAGACACACAUGCCAAAGGUCAAACUGUAGAGAAACCAUACCAGUAUCAGGAGCAUAUGGAGAAGGCUUUUAAAUUUAAGAAAUGUUGGAAGGAUUUCACUUAUUCUGAGUUACUUCGGAUGCAUAAAAGUCCUCCUAUGAGACAGAAACCUUAUGAAAGCAAACAAUCUAAUGAAUCCUGUAGGAGUUUCACUUCUGAUCACGAUUAUGAAGGAAAUUGCACCGAAGAGAAAUCAUAUGUUUGUAAACAGUGUGGGAAAGCAUGGAGUGAUUCCUGUAGCCUUCUCUGGCAUGAAAAAAGUCAUAUUCAAGAGAAACGUCACACGUGUAAGCAAUGUGGAAAAGCAUUUAGUCGUCCCUCACAACUUCACAAACAUGAAAGAAUCCACACUGGUGAGAAACCUUAUGUUUGUACACAUUGUGGAAAAGCAUUCAUUGAUCGUAGAACCUGUUACAAUCAUGAAAGAACUCACACUGGAGUGAAACCCUAUGCUUGUAAACAGUGUGGGAAAGCAUUUCUUCGUUCUUGCCAACUUCUCAUUCACGAAAGAAUUCAUACUGGAGAGAGACCUUUUGUGUGUAAACAUUGUGGAAAGGCUUUCACCUACUCCAGUGCUUGUUAUUAUCAUGAAAGAAUUCACACUGGAGAGAAGCCCUGUGUUUGUAAGCAGUGUGGAAAAGCUUUUAAGUGUUCUGCAUACCUUCACAUUCAUGAAAGAUCUCACAGUGGAGAAAAACCCUACGUAUGUAAGCAUUGUGGAAAAGCCUUUGCCUAUGCCACUGGAUGUCACAAGCAUGAAAGAAUCCACACUGGAGAGAAACCAUAUAUGUGUGUGCAGUGUGGGAAACUAUUCAGUUUCCCCAGAUCCCUACACAUACAUGAAAGAUCUCACAGUGGAGAAAAACCCUACGUGUGUAAGCAGUGUGGGAAAUCUUUCACUCAGGGAACUUCUUUGAGAAGACAUGAACGAAUUCACACUGGAGAAAAACCUUAUGUAUGUAAGCAAUGUGGGAAAGCCUUCAUCCAACGUGAUGAUUGUUAUAGUCACGAACGAACUCACACUGGAGAGAAACCAUACAUGUGUGUUCAAUGUGGGAAAACAUUCACUUUUUCUAAAUCCCUUCUAAUACAUGAAAAAAAUCACACUGGAGAAAAACCGUAUAUAUGUAAGCAGUGUGGGAAAGCAUUUACCUGUUCCACGUACCUCCUCAGACAUGAAAGAACUCACAGUGAAAAACUUAGUGGAUAAUAUUUCUACUAAUGUAAAGCAUGGGACUGUCUGACAUGAACUUUUAUUUUGAUGUAUGAAAAAAGAAAGUGGAGAGAUACUAGACUAUAAGAGCUGCAGAAGUAUAAUUUUGGUCCUUGUAGACAGGUUUCUGUGAGAUGAGACCCUGUACACCAGGCAUGCUGGUCUGUGCCUUUCAUUUGAGCAAUGAGAAAGUAGAGGCUAGACAAUUACAGUAUUAAAUGAAGCCUGUGCUAUUUACUGGAUUUGAACACAGCUUGAGAGGCCUAAGAACCAAUUACAACUAAAUUAAAUUGUAAAUAUAAGAAAGUUGUGUUUUUACCAAUAAGAUAAAAUUUAUGAAAAAUUUCUCAUGGUUGAGUUUUAUGAAAGUAAUGUGAAGAUAUCGAAGAUUAAUUUGUGUUGAAUAUUUCUUAAACCAUAUGAAAGAGAUACAGUAAGUUCUGAGUGCUUUUUUUAAAAACUUGAUAAUUUACAUAAGUAUGUUCUGUUUUGCCAAACUUAUGUCAGUGUGUCUCAUAACAGAGAACAUAUGUAUACCAAAGCAGUUUAUCAAAACCUAUUAAAAUGUCUAACUCAUGAUAUUGCCUGUGUCUUUAUAUAAUUUUUGUAUAGUUUUUUUUUUCUUAUUACAUGGAAUUAGUAAUAAACAUUUGGAAAAUGUAAGCCACAAUAAAUUUCUCAUGUGAAAAGUUGACUGUCUUAGCUCACCCAUGUGUCAGUAAACAUCUGUUGUGCUUAGACUUCCCUAAGCCCAGCCCAGUGUGUAGUUUAGUGCUGUUUGGGACAAAUUACUCAGUGCCCUAACCUGGGAUCUAUUUUAUUUAUCAAUUGAACAAACAUUCUGAACCUGAAUGAACAAAGUAUUAUUUUUUAAUGUAUGGGCAUAUUGCCUGCACCAUGUUUGUGCAGUGCCAGUGAAGUUCUGAAGAACAUGCUGGAACUGAAGUUGCUGAUGGUUGUGAGCUGUCAUGGGUGUAGGGAAUCCUUACCCCAGUCCUCUGUAAGAGCAGCCAGGGCUUUUAGCUGCUGAGCCAUCUCUCCAGACACAGGCAAAGUGAUUUUAAAUAUAUUGCUGCAUUUAAGGAGGAAGUGCCAGAAGUUGAAUGUCAGGGACCAAUAUCGGCAAAAAUACCACUUGUCAGGAUAGGGACAUGGGGUUCAGAAAAAUGAGUAAAGAAUAUGAAGAUGUGAAUACAAGUAAUAAAACAGAAAACAGAGGACAGUAUCAGAAGGGAGUUCCAGUGAAUACCGAAAUCACCUGUGUUAAACCCCAACACGUAAGGGGGAAGAAGGCAACAAAAGAGUUCUUUAACGCUGAGACAUCAAAGCAUUCUGUUUUAGGCAGAAGCCACCCUAGACCAAGACCAAGUAUCCUGAAGGCAAGUAUGCUUGCAUAUCCUGACCAUCUGUCAGGGUGGAGUGGAUAUAUCUGUAUGGAUCAUCUUAGUGUCAAAAGUACCAAGUAACCACAUCCUGAGCAGUAUGUGUAGCUCUGGUUCUUGUCAACAAUUUUUAGCAACCUCCAAACUCUGUGACCAUCACAUGAGGUAGAAAUAGGCUCACAUUUUUUGGGCCUCCACAGUUGAAGCUAUUAAAUGUGCUUGGAAUAAAACAAGUUAAUCUAAUAAUAUUGUAGGUGUAUUAUUUUUAAUUAUUGGUCUAUUCUCAAACAAGAAAUCUUGAUUUUUCAUCAUUUUACUUUUGUAAAUAUGUUGGCAAAUAACCUAUGCCUGGUUUUGCUUGUGGUCCUUGCACUCCAUAGAAUGCUGAAGCAGAAUAGCUUAAGCCCUCUAUUGAAGACCAAUAAGACACUCUUUGAAAGAGCAACAACAGAAAAUGUAUAAAGAAACUGUUUGGGGCUGGAGAGAUGGCUCAGUGGUUAAGAGCAUUGCCUGCUCUUCCAAAGGUCCUGAGUUCAAUUCCUAGCAACCACAUGGUGGCUCACAACCAUCUGUAAUGAGGUCUGGCGCCCUCUUCUGGCCUGCAGGCAUACAAGCAGACAGAAUACUGUAUGCAUAAUAAAUAUUUUUUAAAAAAACUGUUUGCACUGAGGUGAUGUAAGUCUAAGGUUGGUAGUGUAUUCAUGAGACAUACCUAUAAAUAAAUUAUAUAAACAUACUGGUUAGUCCAU